This is a messenger RNA of Pieris rapae (cabbage white), 1711 nucleotides long. RefSeq names its product solute carrier family 25 member 40. The record is from RefSeq and is a predicted model, not a curated record. The transcript has 10 exons. Lineage: Eukaryota; Metazoa; Arthropoda; Insecta; Lepidoptera; Pieridae. The coding region runs from base 168 to 1235 and encodes 355 amino acids. Gene Ontology annotation, biological process: mitochondrial transmembrane transport.
AUAACUGUCAAUUUUGGUUUUAGUCAAAAAGUUGUCAAUCAUAAAAACAAUAUUGGGUGAUAUUCAACAGCAAUAGAAUGGAAAUUUCUUACUAUUUCGAAUUAAUUAUAGCAGAGGGUUUAGAUUAGUUUUUUUAUGGGGGUAACAGCUUUUUUAUAUAAAAAAAAAUGAUUCGUGAAGACGAUCCCCAAUUUCGAAUAACACCUGUCCAACAAAUGGCAUCGGCAUGUUCCGGUGCUCUGAUAACCUCGCUCUUUAUGACACCGUUAGAUGUAGUCAAAAUAAGAUUACAAGCUCAACAGAAAGCACUGCUUUCUAACAAAUGUUAUUUAUAUUGUAAUGGACUUAUGGAACAUUUAUGUCCUUGUGGUGAAGCAGCAUGGAUACCACGGCGUGUUCAUUUCCACGGAACAAUGGAUGCUUUCUACAAAAUAUCAAAAAUAGAAGGUGUUACUGCAUUAUGGUCUGGCUUGAGUCCUACUCUAGCUUUAGCUCUUCCCUGUACCGUUAUCUAUUUUGUGUCAUAUGAACAGCUUAGAUACAAAAUGAAAACAACAUACAAUACAAUAACUGGAAACAUGGGCCAACCAAUGUGGAUACCACUAAUUGCUGGUGCAACUGCUAGAAUGACUGCUGUAACACUUGUUAGCCCAGUAGAACUUAUUAGGACCAAAAUGCAGUCACAGAAAUUGACUUAUUCAGAAAUAUCUAUAGCUUUACAACAAGUUUUAAAAUAUGAAGGAUUUAAAGGCCUGUUUCGAGGACUUAGCUCAACACUCUUGAGAGAUGUGCCAUUUUCAGGCAUUUAUUGGACAACAUAUGAAAAAACUAAGAGAAUUUUCGAUAAACCUGACUCAGAAAAAAAUACAUUUCUAUUUAAUUUUUUCUGUGGUUCAGUUGCUGGAAGUAUGGCAGCUUUUGUGACUCUACCAUUUGAUGUAAUAAAAACACACCAGCAAAUUGAAUUAGGUGAAAAAGAAAUCUAUACCGAUGGAAAAACACGACAACGAGCAUCAAACAUGAAAGAUAUAGCCAAGACUAUUUAUAGGAAUCAUGGUAUCAAAGGUUUAUUUACUGGUUUCCUACCUCGUAUAUUCAAAGUAGCACCAGCAUGUGCUAUUAUGAUUGCAACAUUUGAAUAUGGAAAACAAUUCUUCCAGAAGUACAACUCCCAGCAAUAUAAGGAAAUGAUGCAACGACAAGGUGUAGAUCUUACAAUUAUUAAAAGUGAAUAGUCUUCAAAACAUGAGUUAAGCUUAGCGCUUAUAUGGUAUUUAGACAUCACAAGGAUAUAAUAAUAGUGAGUCAAAGUUCAGGUGGAAAGGAAUACUCUUAGCAAAUGGACAUCAAAAACUUGUAAUAACUCAUGGCUGUAAAAUAUUGUUUAAAAAUAAUAUAAAACAAAAUAUAUAUGUUUACUAUAAGUAGGUGUACAGGAACAAAUGUUAUGUAGUGAUUAUGUAAUUACAUAGAUAUUGUAAUUUGAAAAAUAAUUUAUUGUAUUAAAAGUUUUAGUUGCUUUUACAAAAGAAUGUAAUUUGUAUAAGGUUUUAAUAUAUUAUAUUGUAUAUUCCAAGCUAAAAAUUGCAUUAAAUUUGUUUCUUUAUUGUCUCUGACAGACUAUUGGCAGUGUUAUUAUCAUAUGUACUAAUUAUUAAAGAUGUACAUAGACACUCUUAGUUAAAAAUAUACCUUAGAAAGUUAAAAAAAU